UGUGACUCGACUGAGGAGGCACCGCAUUUCACUGCUGUGGAUUUAUGUGAAGACAUGCACUCAUGUAAGACGACAUGAGGACAGUCUUCCACAGACAGUAGCGACGGCAGCAGUGAUGUUCCGAGCUGUGUUUGGGAACAAGAGAGAGGGAGGAGGGAAACAUGGAGAAAAGAAGAGCAAGAAACAUCCAGGUGGUGAGUUGUACACUCACAGCACCUUGCAGAGGGGCCGUGGCAGACACGCCACUCACCUGCAGGAGCCUGACAGCCGCUACACUGAAAGCCCCGUUAAAGUGAGGAGACUGACCAGGGGCGUGUCCAUCUCCCUGCCAUCCUCCCCUCUUCUUCCUCGCCAGGCUGACGUAGCUCCCUCCCACUCGUGCAUCAAGUUCCCAGGACGUGUAGAGAAGCUGGAGUAUGUGGAGGACUCUUCUAGUGCGAGAGGACCUCUUGUCUUUGCCUCGUGCCGUGGCAAGACAGACCGCAGAGACCUCCACGUGGAGCCCCAGCUGGGCUCCUCCCUUUCUACCCAGGAACUGAUGACCAGACUAUGCUUCUUAUUGGGAGAAGCAACGCCUGGCUCUGCUAGCUCUCCAAUGGAGGACAGGAGGGAAAAGAAGUGUGACAGCUCUGCACAGGGAGGGAGUCCCAGCUCCACUCUGACCUGCAGCACUACCUCCCCAUGUUCAGAGAGUCCCUCCUCCACUCUCAGCACCAGUGCUGGAGGCCAGAAUCUGCCCCAGCCUUUACCUUUACCUUCACCACACUACAGCUCCAGCACCAGCCCCACUGGAACCCUCUCCAGUCCUGUAUCCAGCCCCGCCCCUGGUCCUGGCCCUGCAGCCACCACCGGCAGCAGCCCUGGGCCUCCUCCUCAAAGCCCCACCUCCACCCUGGAGAGCAAGGACAGUGGAAUCAUAGCAACCACCACGAGUUCCUCGGAGAAUGAGGAACGCAGCACCUCCAGCGAGCUGUUGACGAAGGAUGAAGGCCCGGUGGGCGGUGCUGGUGCAAUGGGCCGUGUCAGCGAGGACCGUCACUCUGGACCAUACAGGGACAAUCUGAUCGCCCAACCAGAUGAGGCCUUACCUAAACCUGACAUCAUGGAGUCCAGGACGCCGCCAGCGCCGAAAAGGCCCCUCCCACAGUACCACGUAAACAGCACCUCCUCCCUCGUGAUGCCACGUCCAAAUUCUGUGGCAGCAACAAGCUCUACUCAACUGGAGGAUUUGAGUUAUUUGGACCACCAAAGGGCUACGGGACACAGGAGCUCCAUUCGCAAACACAACACAGCUGGACGCACAAGUGAUGACGCCAAAGGGAGAUUGGUGGCAUUCAGACAGGCUGACAUUAUGCUCAAGCCGCUGCUGUUUGAAGUCCCCGGCAUCACCGCCGAUACGCCGUUUGUCGGACGGGACUGGCUCUUCACGCGUCUGGAGGAGGUCCUGAGGAAAACCAGCAGCUGUGAGGGACGCGGUGCUGUGAUUGUGGGUAACGCGGGAUCCGGCAAGACUGCUAUCAUCUGGCGGUUGGUGACGCUCAGCUGUCACGGCACGCGCACGCCACUGGGAGGUCCUGGCGCCCCUCACAUCCCCAGCUCCUCCCCUAAAUGUGGGGAUAAGCAGAGUAGAACAGGCUCCAAACAGCCAGCUGAAUCCCAGCCCAGCCAGAGUACUGCUGCUGCUGCUGCUGCUGCAGGAGCAAACGAUGGUACAGCACAGAGGAAGGAGGCUGUCAGAUGCCUGGCUGCCAAGGUGGUCGCCUACCAUUUCUGUCAGGCUGACAACACUUACACCUGUCUGGUGCCGGAGUUUGUGCACAGUGUUGCCGCCCUGCUGGCCAGAGCUCCCCAGCUCAGCCCAUACAGGGAAGUGCUGGUGCAGGAGCCUCAUUUACAAAACGCCCUCAGCCUGCGAUCUUGUGUUCAAGACCCAAUAGCUGCCUUCAGAAAGGGAAUCCUAGAGCCUAUCGCCAGCCUGCGCAAAGAGAGGAGGCUCCCCGAAGACGACUACAUCAUAUUGGUCGACAGCCUUAAUGAGGCGGAGUUCCACAAACCGGACUAUGGUGAUACCAUCGCAACCUUCAUCACUAAAAUAAUCUCCAAAUUUCCAGUGUGGCUUAAAUUGGUGGUCACAGUCAGAACAGGCCUGCUGGAAAUCACCACACUCCUCCCCUUCUCUGGCAUCUCUCUGGACAUUCUACCAGACAGCAGCGACCUGGGAGCCGACCUCAGCGACUACAUCCAUCAUCGGGUCAGUGGCAGCACCCAGGUCGCCGCUAACGUCACCACACCAACAGGUUCCGCCCCCGAUCCGCUGCUCCUCAGCAAGUUCAGCAGCCACCUAUCUACACGAAGCCACGGCUCCAUCCUCUACCUACAGCUCACCCUGGAUCUGUUCCACAAAGGCCACUUGGCCCUGAAGGGAGGAAACUAUCUGGUUGUGCCCGUCUCCCUGUCAGAGGUGUACCUGCUGAUGUGUCGCGUGAGUUUUCCGGAUAAGGAGCUCUUUGAACGGAUACUACCGGUGCUAAAUGUGGCGCUGGCUUCUCUGCACCCACUGACUGACGAACAAAUGUUCCGGGCACUGAAUGCAGGCAGUGUGAGGGGGGAGCUGGAGUGGAUGGACUUCCAGCAGAGAUUAGACAGCCUGGCUGGAUUCAUGGUUAGGCGCAGGGACGGCACACGUAUGCUGUGUCAUCCUUCCUUCAGAGAGUGGCUGGUUUGGAGAGCAGACGGAGAGAGCACGGACUUCCUCUGUGAUCCCAGGAGUGGCCAUGCGCUCCUCGCCUUCAUGUUCUCCAGACAGGAGGGGAAGCUGAACCGGCAGCAAACCAUGGAACUGGGACACCACAUCCUCAAGGCUCACAUAUUCAAGGGCCUGAGUAAGAAGACAGGUGUGUCCUCCAGCGUUCUGCAGGCCAUGUGGGUGAACUACAGCACAGACAGUUUGUCCGCUGCGCUGGCCUCCCUGAGGAACCUUUAUACACCGAACAUCAAGGUAAGCAGGCUGUUGAUGCUCGGCGGCGCCAGUGUGACCUGGUGUACGGAGGUGGUAGGACGUGCUCCGAUCCUGGCCGUACAUGCCCACCUGGGACAUGUGGAGAUGGUGGCCCUGUUGCUGGAGAUGUGGGCUCCUGUGGACGGGAGCGCCGAGAACGGGAUGACGCCCCUGUGCCUGGCCGCCGCCGCCGGACACGUGGACGUCGUCAGUCUGCUGUGCAAGAAAGGAACCAAGGUGGGCCACACUGAUAAGAAUGGUCAGUGUGCGCUGGUCCAUGCUGCGCUGAAGGGUCAUGCAGAAAUCAUCAACAUCUUGCUGGGCCAGGACUGGGGAGCAGAGAAUCUCAGUGACCCACAGCAGCACAACAGUAAUGAGACCGUGACUGGGAAAAGACAGGCUGCACAGCAGGUGGUCACCGCUGCAGCAAGUAUGGGACACACACAGGUGGUGAAGAGCUUGCUGGACUUGAAAGAUGAACAGCUGGCAGUGCAGAUGGACGCUCACGACUCUCUCUGGGGAGAAACCGUGCUGAGCGCAGCAGCAGGGAGAGGGAGGAUGGAGACGUGUGCGUUCCUGCUGGAGCGGGGGGCAGGGCUGGAGAUACCCAACCGCAGAGGGAUGGUCCCGCUGCUCAGUGCCGCCAAACAUGGACACACACAGGUUUCAGAAUUGUUGCUCAAACAUGGUGCUGACAUCAACGUCUGUGACAAGCAGGGCCGCACUGCACUGAUGCUGGCCGCCUCCGAGGGCCACACCAGCCCUGUGGAACUCCUGUCGUCAAAGGGUGCUUCUCUGUCCUCCGCUGAUCAGGAGGGUCUGACCGCUCUCAGCCUGGCCUGUCUGAAGGGUCAGAAAAGUGCCGUGCAACUUCUGGUGGACGCAGGUGCAGACGUGAACCAACCUGACAGACAGGGACGGACUCCACUAGACCUAGCUGCUCUUAAUGGGGACGCAGAUACAGUGCAUUGUCUGGUGGAACACGGAGCGGUGCUGGAACGAGCCGACAACAACAGCAACAGCAGCAGCAGCAGCAGCAGAGGUUCAGAGCGGAAGACUGGCUGUCAGAACCCGGCGCUGGUGGCCUCACUACUCAAGAAAGGAUCUAAGAUGGGCCACAGAGCGGCUCCGCACGAUCAAUCAGGUCACGCGACGUGGGCGAUGGCUUCCUCCAAACCAGACAUUCUCCUCAUCCUGCUGCAGAAGCUGAUGGAGGAAGGCAACCUGCUUUACAAGAAGGGACGUAUGAAGGAGGCAGGCCAGCGGUACCAAUACGCCCUGAGGAAGCUUCCUCGCGAGGGACAAGGCGAGGAGCUGAAAGGCCUCAAAGAUCUGCGCGUCUCCCUCUAUCUCAACCUCUCACGCUGCCGCAGGAAAACCAACGAUUUUGGCAUCGCUGAGGAUUUUGCAACCAAAGCCCUGGAACUCAAACCCAGGUCUUACGAGGCGUAUUAUGCCCGAGCUCGGGCCAAGAGGAGCAGCAGGCAGUUUGCUGCGGCGCUGGCAGACCUCCACGAAGCAGCACGACUCUGCCCGUCCAACCGGGAGAUCCGACGCCUGCUGGCACGAGUAGAAGAGGAAUGCAAACAUCAUCAGAAGACAUCCGGCAGCAACGCAGCGCAGGGUUACAACAGGGACACGUACACCCACCACCACCAAGGCACAGAGGAGGAGACAGACGUCUAUUCGCAGGGAAGUCUAGAGAGGCAAGUCCCCACGGAGCACACUGAUGCAGAGAGGGAGGAUGAGAGGGAGGAAGGCGAUGAGGUAAGCCUGCCAUGUGUGAAAAGUCCGGAGUUUUGGCCUCUGAAUCCGUACGCUCCAAAUAGGACUCUCCCAGGGGGCGUGGCCUUUGGCUUAGCAGAUCAGAUGCCAUGUUUCCCUCAGGAGGACUAUGUCAUGGACAUGCCUGAGCACGUGUCUGCUUUCAACAGGCAGACCCAAAACCAAGGCAGCAGGACUCAUCACCACUGUCACUCCCUCCAGUCAGGGAGCAGAGUCGGGGGCAGACCUUUGUCUUUGUGUGGCCCCUCCAGUCCUCUGCCAGGCAGACACAUCUCCACCUCUCUGAGGCCCGCACCAGUGCUGGGUAUCGACAUCGGCCCCGGAUCAGCCACUGACCACUCCGGUCUCAGCCCCACCGAACUCUAUCACCCCAUGUCCCCCAACAGCUCCUCCCCACCUGGACCUCUGCAGCAGAUGUACCAGCCCCGCUCCUCCAGCUUCUCCAGAGGAUCUGACAGACUCUCCACACACUCCGCAGCUCUGGACGGCCUCGCUCUCGCUCUGGGGUCCGGCAUGGACGUCAGGAGGGAGAGCGGAGGCGUGGGCACGGCAGGCUCAAGGGGCUCAAGCUCCAGUCAGGCCUCCAGUGGGAAUCUGUCAGACGGAGGAAGGCAGCAGGUGAUGGAUGCCCCAUGCCCCAUCAAGAGCAGCGGUAGCUUCAAAACAAAACCCGAGCUAAAGCCACGGCCUUUCAUGGGGGUGAUGGACAAAGCAGUGCGAGUCCAGGGUCAGCAGACUUCUGGUUUGGGCCGACAAGGACAGGGAGGAGGGGUGGAGAGUUUCAGUAUGUCAGUCAUGGAGUUCCAAGGGCUGAACAAUGACUUCAAGCGUGCCUCCUUCCAGGAGCAGCUCUCUGGAGGCCAGGCCAACAUGCGCGACUUUGGAGAGCGGCUGCACCAGCGAGAGGCAAGAGGCUCCAUGUCCUCGCAGCUACGCUUCCCCGAAGGCAGGCACAGACAGACGAGCCUCACGAGAGACAACCCAGCUCUGCAUAUGGCUCCCAUCAAACCCAAACGCUCGUUUAUAGAGUCGAACGUCUAAAUAUGGACAUCAAAGCACAGAUACAGGCUGUUUUCAAGAAACUACUGUUCACACACAAGGUAGCGAGGGAGACAGGUUUGACAGCAGCUCCCUUCUCUGAGCCUGUUUUGUAGAUUUUAUGCUGCUGUACUGCAUUUACAAUCUAGAACCAGUGUUCAACUCAGGCUAUGACGCUUUUGCUUACAUGUCUACAGCUACACUAGUGUAUUCAAGAAAAACCAGACAUACCUUAAGUAGGGAUUUGAAAGUGAGACGUAGAAUAUUGUCUUCAACUUUUAAUUUAUUAUGUCGAACAUAAAACCGAGAGAAAGCUUUGUGCACGAAUAUACGAAAACCUCAUGCUGGUAGUUGCAGGAUAUGACCAUUUCUAUUGUCAAGUGUCUUUUAAAAACAUUUAUAUUUGUACGGUGCACACUAUAUUUGCAGAUGAUAUAUUUCCCCCGUAAGUGGUUCUUCUGUCAGCGUUACAGGCUUCAAAGGAAAACGACUUUCUGUACUCGAGAUUCUUAGUACGUUUGAUAAAAAAAAAAAGAAGGAGAAAGAAAAACACUGCACUGUACGUGACGCCGAUGGAAACGUAUCAUAUUCUAAUAUUGACUUGAAUGCUUCAAUAUUCACAGUAUAUGUUAUUUAUUUUUGCAUAGCAGAGAAAAUAUUCAUAUGAAGUGUUUAUUGAUUUACUUGGACACAGAGAGAGAGAGAAAGACAGCGAGAGAGAGAGAGUUUACACAGGCAAAUAUUAAAAGAGAAGAUUUUUACAUUGCUGUAUGUCCAUAGUUGUCAUAUACCCUUUGGAGUCAUGCUAUGGAUUUACUGAAUGUUACCACUACAUUACUGUGGUUUAAUAAAAUAUCCAUGGAGGACGA
Solea solea (common sole) is the source of this 6690-nucleotide messenger RNA. Its product is annotated as protein TANC1-like. Gene Ontology annotation, molecular function: protein binding. Lineage: Eukaryota; Metazoa; Chordata; Actinopteri; Pleuronectiformes; Soleidae. Bases 116 to 5824 code for a protein of 1902 amino acids. The record is from RefSeq and is a predicted model, not a curated record. The transcript is spliced from 29 exons.